UUAGCUAACUCAUUUUCCUUCCAGUCCGCGUGUAGGUUGCAGAAUUUAUUCCCUGCCUUUUAUAGCUAUACAAGUUAAAUAUACUGCUUCGUCAGAACUAUGUCUUUCAAUUUCAACUUCGACGUGCAGUUGACGACAAAGGGGCAACAAGGUGAAGAAAGUCAAUCACAAACUGGAAAGCAGGAUUAUGCAGUCAAACCUGUGCCUGGCAACAACACCACCACUCCAGCAGAAACUGUCAAAGCAGCUGUUGAACACCAUCCCCCUGCAGAUCCCCACUUUCUCCUCAACGAUGCUGUCUCUGAGACUGUUACCAUAGGAACGCUUCCACCCCUCCACUUCCUGAAUGAGUCUGUGUUCGAGCGGACGGCCAGCGAGCGAGAUGACGACGAGAGGAUCCUGUCGCGGACCGCCGCCCAGAGCUCGGAUCUCAUCUCCGGAGUGUACGAGGGAGGGUUGAAGGUGUGGGAGUGUACCUAUGACCUCCUGGAGCUGCUAGAGAGGGGGGGGGAGACGUUCAGGGGGAAGAUGGUUCUGGAUUUGGGCUGUGGUGCUGGACUGCUGGGCCUACUGGCGCUAAAGAGCGGAGCAAGUCAGGUCCAUUUCCAGGACUAUAAUAGUACUGUUAUAGAACAGCUCACACUGCCUAACGCACUGCUCAACUGUCAGGUGGAAGGGGAGGAGGAAGAAGUGAAGGGAAAGAAACGGGGGCUGCAGGAGGAGGACGAUGAGACAAUUAUAGAAGAGGACAAAAUGAAAAAGGAUGAAGAGGCAAAGUCCGAUGAGAAGAAGAAUGAACAGAAAAAAGAGGGAGAGGAUGGCAGCCCGUCGCCCAAGAGGCAAGCCCUGGACCUAUCCCAGCAUUCGAAGCUGACCUGCUGUCGUUUCUUCUCGGGCGACUGGACAACGUUCCUAGCGCUGGUCCUCAAGGAAGACCUGUUCCCUAAAUAUGACAUCAUCUUCACCUCAGAGACCAUCUACAACACGGCGUACUACUCAGCUCUUCACGACACCCUCCACAGACUGUUGGCCCCGAGGGGAGUGGUCUACCUGGCCACCAAGGCCCACUACUUUGGGGUGGGGGGUGGGCUGCUCCUAUUUGAACAAUUUAUAGAGGACAAGGGAGUGUUUGAUAUGGAGAAACUGUGGGACGUGGACCAGGGGUUACAGAGACAUGUUGUGGCCAUGCACUUCAAAACAACAAACAAGUCUUGACUUUUUACUUUGUGUAGUUUCAAAGAACUAAAAAGGAUAAUGUUUUUAAAGUUAAUUUCUACUCAAUGCACCUGGAACUUCUAUGCUACCUAAGGUGUGCUAACAUCAGUCAGUUUCAAAUAAACUUUUUCCAAUAAAGAUCACCUGUGUCAAUUGGGACAAAGAAACAGGACUUUCACACAAUUAAAAUGACCGUAUGUUUGAUUGUUUGACAGAUAAUGAAAAGACAUAGAAUAUUUAAGACUUUCUGUAGGUCUGUCAGUCUGGCUUAUUUUACCUUGGUGGUAAAACCUUGUAUGUCAAAUACUGGAGAUGUGCUUCACAAAGAAUGUAGAUUAAGGAGGAGUUUGAAUAUUCGCCAGUUGAAGAGGACAACAGGAUAGCUGCACUAAUGGAGGGAAAGAAGCAGAAGUCUGAGAAUGAAGAUUGAAGAGAUGAGCAGAUAUUCCAUUGUAGUGUGCAAACUAGGCCAAUAUCAAGCGUACCUCAAGUAUUUCAAAUUAUUUUGGCAAGUGUAUUUGGUGCAGGUCGGUUUUUAACAGGACAUAAGUGGUAGUUGAAGUAGGUGCAAUAUAGUACCCGAAAGAAGAUACCGUUUCAGGUCAACUUUACCCUUUGUUCACAUCUCUCUAACUUUCUAUAUUUAUUUAGAAUAGGGCUAGUGUAUGAGAAAGGUGGAAAGGAAAUUAAGGUAUUUUAUAGGGGGUAGGGAGGAGGAAAGGAAAUAGGCUCAGUGACCUUUGCAGGUGAUUCCCAAAUUGUUCAAAUAGCACCAUGAAAGCUAGACUUGUUUCUGAAGUCUGCUGCAAAAUGUCAAUUGCGACUUAUCUCAUCUGCGUAAGGACGAGGUCUGAAAGUGGAGUGUAAGUGUAGCACAUCUAUUCUGCAGUAGGGCUUUGUGGUUUCUGUCUCCUAGUUCACCUUUUCACAUUUUGUUGCCCAUCAGUAUUAUUUUGUAUACACUUUAAAGACUUGUUAUCAAAGAUAGACGCAUAUCAAAAUGUCUUAUGUGGCAAUUUUCUAGAAGGGUGACCAUAUUGGAUGUCAUCGAAUAAAUAUUAUAAAGUGUCACAAAUCAUGAUUGAAACUUUUUAAAUGUAAAAUAUUCACUUAACUUAUUACGGUAAAUCUAUGAGUAGGAACAAACCAGGGUAGAUUCUUUUAAGCAUGGUGACAGAGUGGUGGAGCUAGAAGUGGAAUUCCCUUUUAGCUCUGUCGUGGAAAUCUAAAGCUUGUGGAAAUACUGUAACACAGACUGAGAGAAGGGAGGAUAAUGCACAGUAAAACCGGUGGGAGAGAAAGGGGGAUAUCCUAGGAAGAAUAAUAAACAGGGCAGCACCACCUAAGCGGGUUACACCUGUGUUGGUGUCAAUGUAACAUGAGGAAGAAGGAUUAACAUGUUUUUUUUUACGGUUAUCUUAUGUGUCAACUUCCACUUACUGAUAGUUUGUGUACACUUUCAUCUGUGUUCUGUGUUUCACAUUGAUCUCUAUGUAUGACUAAUCUGUUCCAGUUGUUGACACUUGCACAACUCGAGUGGCCUGUUUCAUCCAAUAAGAUUAAGAUGACUUUAUUGGUCAAUUCUAACUGAAA
Messenger RNA from Oncorhynchus masou masou (cherry salmon), 2808 nucleotides. Its product is annotated as histidine protein methyltransferase 1 homolog. The record is from RefSeq and is a predicted model, not a curated record. Gene Ontology annotation, molecular function: protein-L-histidine N-tele-methyltransferase activity. The transcript has 2 exons. The coding region runs from base 100 to 1215 and encodes 371 amino acids. Gene Ontology annotation, biological process: peptidyl-histidine methylation, to form tele-methylhistidine. Lineage: Eukaryota; Metazoa; Chordata; Actinopteri; Salmoniformes; Salmonidae.